CGUCAUGAGCGUCUUACUACCCAACAUGGCGGACUUUGACACCAUUUAUGAGUUAGACGAAGAAGAUCAGCGUAUAGUGAGUGAAGAACACCUGACCAGAUAUUGCCUAGAACCUGUGAUUAUGCGUGGGGCCGGGCACAUCACAGUGUUUGGAUUGAGCAACAAAUUUGAUAAUGAGUUUCCCUCGGUUCUUACAGGAAAGGUGGCCCCAGAAGAGUUCAAGACAAGCAUCAGCAGAAUUAACGCUUGCUUGAAGAAGAACCUGCCUGUCAAUGUGAAGUGGCUUCUAUGUGGCUGUCUGUGCUGCUGCUGUACAGUGGGCUGCAGUCUGUGGCCCGUCAUCUGCCUCAACAAGAGAACAAGAAGAUCAAUUCAAAAGCUCUUAGAAUGGGAAAAUAAUCGGUUAUAUCACAAGCUCGGCCUGCAUUGGAAACUCAGCAAAAGGAAAUGUGAAAGCAGUAACAUGAUGGAAUACGUAAUUCUUAUAGAAUUCUUACCAAAAUAUCCAAUAUUUCGACCAGACUGAGAAGGUUGCUUGAAGUAUGGCCCUAGACGCCUAUCCUUAGUGCCUUGUACAUAUGUUGGAAUAAGGGUCUGCACUGGGGUCACUUAAUGAUCACCCGAUACAUCUCCUAGUACCUUGUACAGUUGAUUUUGCAACACUGUCACUUUGAUUUAGAGCAGAUUUUGCACAUUUCCUGACAAAGUAGAAAUGCUCCCUUUGUUGCACUCAAAUAUGUUUUUGUUACAAAUGACAAAUAAGUGAUUGAAAAAAAAUGAUACAGUUGAAAAGUGCAUUUACCCCAAAGAGUCAUACGCCUCCCACAUCCAUCGUAUGUUAUUCCCUUGCAAAGAACUGGGCAUCUGCUUGAGCAUACUUGCCUUAAAUGAAACAAUGAACUUUUCUACGUAUAACCCGCGGAGAAUAGCAGUGGAUACGCUCAGCUGGUUAAAAUGUUCUCCUCUAUACAAUUACACUUUCUUUGCAAGUGGAUGGGAUGGUGGAAUUUGCCUAACCUACCAUAUAUAGGUCACACUGUUUUUUUUCUUAUCACUUUAUAUAUAUAUAUAUUACAAAAAACUUUGUACAGUGGAACUAGAAAAGAGUAAAGUGUAUAUACCAUGUUAGGAUAUGAACUGUACAGUGGUAUGCCAUUGUUUACAUAGAUCUUUAAUUUGUGUUUUGCCAAGACAUUGCUGUACCUUAGUAUUAAUUAUGAAAGAUGUCUGUACCUUUAUAGUUUCUAUUGACCUUUUUACCUACCGUAGUAAGCCAUAUAUAACUACAAUGUUAUGUAAUACCAGAGUUAGAACUGAUAAUUGCACUUGAGCUCAACAAAAUAUCAGGAUGUCAGAAGUAGUACUUGUUACUGAGGUUUUGAACACACCAGUUGUGCAUGGAAUGGUUUUGGCCAACAAAGGGGGACAUGCUCAAACAGUGUCAGCCAGUCUGAAGCCUCCUGCAGGAACUGGUGGGAAGCAGUCUCCCCUUCAUGUUGAUUUUCAUAAUGUUGUCUUUUUGUAAAAUGUUAGUUUUUUUUUUUUUUUUUUUUUACUCCUUUAUCAUGUUCAGACCAUCAUACAGCCUACACUAUGGAAUAUUGAAGGGAUUUUUUUUGUUAAACCCAUUUUGUUUAAUGUUAGCUUUGUGUUACUGGAGUCUAGUUAAGAGAUUGCUGCAUUAGAGUGCCUCUGGAAGUGCAGUUGUACAUCUGCCAUGAGCAGAGUCAGAGCUUCCCAGUGUUAGCCCCAUUACAUUUCCCUGUAAAUGUUUGUCAUGUAACAACUCAAUCCCAGUGGAAAGCAGAAAUACAUUUACAAUUUAGAAUUUU
Hypomesus transpacificus is the source of this 1832-nucleotide messenger RNA. RefSeq names its product cysteine-rich hydrophobic domain 1 (gene chic1). The coding region runs from base 5 to 526 and encodes 173 amino acids. The transcript is spliced from 6 exons. NCBI's taxonomy places the organism in Eukaryota, Metazoa, Chordata, Actinopteri, Osmeriformes, Osmeridae. The record is from RefSeq and is a predicted model, not a curated record.